CCUCCACAUGUGCAACUCAGCUGCUGCGCUAUUUGUACACAGAGAUGCUGCUUCAGUGAGAAGACCGGCAAUAGGACGGUAGAGAGCUGUAGGGUGGUCUAUUGGAAACAGUUUCAGUGAGACAGGAACAGGAAGUGGUGAACAGUUACCUGGUAAAACAUGAGGCUUGUCUGUUCCUCUCUCCCGACACUGCCUGCAAAUCAUCUCAGCCUUUCCAAAUAUAGAUUCAUCUGGCUUUGCCAUGUAUUUGACUUAAAUCCAGAGGGAGUAUCUUCAGCCCUGUCCUGCCUGGCACUUGUUUGACCUGUUUGGAGGCGAAAUGACACAAAACGGUGCCGGGACUCGUAAUGGUAACGCAAAAAAGGGAGAAGAACUUAAAAUUGUGAUUGUUGGAGAUGGAGGCUGCGGGAAAACAUCUCUUCUGAUGGUUUAUGCUAAGGGUGAUUUUCCAGAGAAAUAUGCGCCAUCAGUGUUCGAAAAAUAUGUCACCACUAUCUCUCUGGGAGGAAAAGAGAUACAGCUCAACCUGUAUGACACAGCUGGACAGGAUGACUAUGACAGACUACGGCCGCUUUCAUACCAAGAGGCCAAUUUGAUUCUGGUCUGCUUUGAUGUGACCAACCCCGUCAGCUUUGAGAAUGUCCUGAUAAAGUGGUUCCCAGAGGUGAAGCACUUCUGUCGGGAGAUCCCGGUCAUCCUGAUUGGCUGCAAGACUGACCUCAGGAAAGACAAAGAGUGUUCAAGGAAACUGAAGGCCAUGAAUCUGGCUCCCAUCUCUUACACACAGGGUGAGGAGACCCGGCAGCAGAUGAAUGCAGAGCUCUACCUCGAGUGCUCAGCAAAGUAUCAGGAGAACGUGGAAGACAUUUUCCGAGAGGCCACCAAAAAAGCUUUGGCCUUCAAUCGAAAACUAAAGAACUGUAAAAGGAGGAGGAAAUGUGUGGUUUUAUGAAGUCAAAAGAGCAGAGGCUUGAGGACUCCACUCUCCUACAGGCGAGCGCCACGGGUGAUGGCCUCACGUUUUCAGAGUGGUUGGAGAUUCAGUAACCAAUUCAGACAGAUGUGGAAACAGUUUGGUGCACUGGAGGUGUGGGCCCCAGUGAAUCAUGAGCGCGUCUCCCUUUACCGUCAAACAAAAAUGACGCAACAGGAAAGACAAUUUUGCAAGAAGCUGCAGUGUGGAGAUUUUCUAACGUGGUAUACGACUUGAAAUGCUUUUAGUAAAUGUAUUUUUCACUAUUUUAUAAGAAUGUUGUUUUCUAUAUAUUUUUUCUAUUACAAAACUUUGCACCGUUUGCAAACUAAUGUGUUUCACUGGAAAGUAUAUUUAUUGGAGGAAUUUGAACAAAAGAUUCUGUCAACUGUCAAAGUAAUGUCAACUUGGAUUUUUUUGCAACUUCUAAGUUUUUAUAGUGUCAGUUCAAGAUCUGAUUCAAAAUCUGCUGGUAACAAAAUGCCCUGAUAAAAUAGUUGAUGAAAUUCUACUUAUAAUGGCACUGUAGCUUUAAAAGUAUUGAGAAGAACAAGAAAAAACUUGAUAAACACCCAACAGGGUUAGUUCAUUUCCAGUAAAACAAAAAAACUGGGCUGGAAUUUGUUUUGAAACUGCAUCAACUCAAACAGGGCUCUUACCUUUACCAACAGCGCCCACUAGUGUUGAAAAACUGGAAUGUGUCACAGUUUGUGUCUGCACAAGAAACAGGAAAAGCUAAAUUUCUUUUUUUUUUUUUUAUUAGGUGUUUAUUAAUAUUUUUUUUACAACAAUGUACACAGAUAGAGAAAUUGUCAACUGUCUCUUGUUACUGAUCUUUUUCAGGGACCAGUUACAGUCUUGAAAUGAACGAUGAAAACAUUGUUUAACAUCAGAUACGUCAUAAAAACGAGGAAGUUGUUUUGUGCAUUCUGGCAGCUCUCGCAUCAAAUGUAACAUUUUGGUCUGUAACUCAACAUGCUUCAAUUUUCCCUCAAUAAAAGUGACACAUAAAUACUG
This is a messenger RNA of Seriola aureovittata, 1990 nucleotides long. It is a transcript of the gene rhof, whose product is annotated as ras homolog family member F. The transcript has 5 exons. Gene Ontology annotation, biological process: small GTPase-mediated signal transduction; cell migration. Lineage: Eukaryota; Metazoa; Chordata; Actinopteri; Carangiformes; Carangidae. The record is from RefSeq and is a predicted model, not a curated record. Bases 320 to 952 code for a protein of 210 amino acids. Gene Ontology annotation, molecular function: GTP binding; GTPase activity.